CUUCCAACACAUACAGAAGGUUUGACUUAGGAAACCCUUAAUAUAUAGGGUUCCCUCAUUUUAGAAACAACCUCAACUUCUUCUCACGCGGCCGGCGUUCGUCUUCAAGAAUCCACAAAACUCUCGAAAAUCUCUUUAUAAGCUAAACAAAAAAGCAAUGGUGAAGUAUAACUUCAAGAAGAUAACAGUAGUCCCAAACGGGAAACAGUUCGUGGACAUCAUCCUCUCACGCACUCAGCGCCAGACACCAACCGUGACCCACAAGAGCAACAAGAUCACCAGCCUCCGCACCUUCUACAUGCGCAAAAUCAAGUUCACCCAAUCAAACUUCUCCCAAAAGCUCUCCACCAUCGUCGACGACUUCCCUCGCCUCGACGACAUCCACCCUUUCUACGACAACCUCCUCAGCGUCCUCUACGACAAGGACCACUACAAGCUCGCCCUCUCCCACCUCACCACCGCCAAAAACCUCAUCUCGAGAAUCGCCGCAGACUACGUGAGGCUCGUCAAGUACGGCGACUCUCUCUACCGGUGCAAGUCCCUGAAAGUCUCCGCCCUCGGCCGCAUGUGCACCGUCAUGAAACGCGUCGGUCCUAGCCUGGCUUACCUCGAGGAGGUCAGGCAGCACAUGGCGAGGCUCCCUUCGAUAGACCCUAGCGCAAGGACUCUAUUGAUCUGCGGGUGCCCUAACGCGGGAAAGAGCUCUUUUAUGAAUAAAGUCACGAGAGCUGACGUGGAUGUCCAGCCGUACGCUUUCACCACCAAGUCUCUCUUCGUCGGUCAUACUGAUCACAAGUGUUUGAGGUAUCAGGUGGUUGAUACUCCCGGGGUUUUGGAUAGGCCUGUGGAGGACCGUAACGUUAUUGAGAUGUGUAGCGUCACUGCCUUGGCGUAUCUUAGAGCUGCUGUGUUGUUCUUUUUGGAUGUUUCCGGCUCUUGUGGUUAUAGUAUCGCUCAGCAGGCGUCUCUUUUCCACAGCUUGAAGGCUUUGUUUGUGGACAAACCGUUGGUGAUUGUUUGCAACAAGACUGAUUUGGUGGCCGUGGAGAGCCUGUGUGAAGAAGAUUUGAAGCUGAUUGAAGAGAUGAAGGGAGGGAAUGAAGAGGUAUUGGUUUUGAGUAUGAGUGCUCUGACGGAAGAAGGCGUGAUGGCUGUGAAGAACGUUGCUUGUGAGAAGCUGUUAGAUCAAAGAGUAGAGGAAAAGAUGAAAUCUAGAAAUAUUAAUGACCGCUUGAACAGGUUCCACGUGGCGAUGCCGAAGCUUCGUGAUGAUAAAGAAAGGCUCCCUUGUACACCUCAGGUGGUUAUGGAAGCUGGUGAAGAGAAGAAGAAGACUGAGAAAGAUUUGGAAGAUGAGAAUGGUGGAGCUGGAGUUUAUUCUGCUUCUCUGACGAAGAAGUACAUCUUGGCUGAUGAAAGCUGGAAGUAUGACAUCAUACCUGAGAUUUGCGAUGGUCAUAACGUUGCUGACUUUAUGGAUACAGACAUUUUGAAUAGGCUUGCGGAGUUGACAAGUGAAGAAGACCGUAGAAAGGCUGAGGUUGAGGAUGAAGAAGAUGAGUUUGAGAUUGAAGGCGAGAAACUCACAGAGGAUCAGAAGAGACAGCUGGCUGAUAUUCGUAAGCGGAAAGCUUUGUUGAUUCAAGAGCAUAGACUCAAGAAGAGCAAUGCACAGAACAGAGCAACCGUUCCAAGAAAGUUUGACAAGGACAAGAAGUUUACAAGGGAGAGAUUGGGUAGAGACUUGUCGUCCCUUGGUCUUGACCCUUCUUGUGCCAUGAACCGUGCAAGAAGCAAAUCUAGAGGCAGAAAGAGGGAGAGAUGUGAUGAUGUGGAUAUGGAGGAUGUGCAACAAAGUAAUAAGAAGCUGUGUUUGAGAUCUUUGUCGAGAUCGAGAUCAGUGUCACGGCAUCCGCACGAAGUGAUACCUGGUGAAGGUUUCAAAGAUUCUAUCCAGAAGAUUAAGGCUAUUAAGAUUGGGAACAAGUCUCACAGGAAUAGGAACAAAGAUGCACGCCGUGGAGAAGCUGACAGAGUUAUACCAACACUUAAACCAAAACACUUGUUUUCAGGUAAAAGAGGGAAUGGAAAAACUCAAAGGCGUUGAGAUCAAAUAAUCAAAGGGAAUAUGCUAAGUAAGCUUAAUGAAGGGACUGAAGAAUAUGUCACUUUUUUAUAUCUUUUUGUUUACUAUUGAUAUGUUGCUUUUAUAAGUUUAUUUCUUGGAAACAGCUAUUAAUGAUAAACGUUCUUUUAUAUGAU
This is a messenger RNA of Raphanus sativus (radish), 2262 nucleotides long. RefSeq names its product nucleolar GTP-binding protein 1-like. The transcript has 3 exons. Gene Ontology annotation, cellular component: nucleolus. NCBI's taxonomy places the organism in Eukaryota, Viridiplantae, Streptophyta, Magnoliopsida, Brassicales, Brassicaceae. Gene Ontology annotation, biological process: ribosomal large subunit biogenesis. Bases 158 to 2107 code for a protein of 649 amino acids. Gene Ontology annotation, molecular function: GTPase activity; GTP binding; RNA binding. The record is from RefSeq and is a predicted model, not a curated record.